Molecule: messenger RNA, 5684 nt
Organism: Pseudophryne corroboree (corroboree frog)
Lineage: Eukaryota; Metazoa; Chordata; Amphibia; Anura; Myobatrachidae
Gene: AJM1
Product: apical junction component 1 homolog
Exons: 3
Coding region: 347-3625 (1092 amino acids)
Biological process (GO): cell-cell junction organization
Cellular component (GO): apical junction complex; plasma membrane
Source: RefSeq, a predicted model, not a curated record
CAGAAUGGUUAUCGUGUAGCAGUCCUCCCGGAUGCAUCUCCCUGCCCCCACCCUGCCGGCUCUGCCCCAUGAUUCCCUUAUUGCCUGGCCAGAGCGUCCUUCGAUGGCUCUUUAAACCGCUGUUCUGCCUAGCGGCCACUAGGGGCGCUGCUGAUGCCAAAGUGAAACUCGUAUCUUCUAAGGAGGCAUCAGAGACUAACAGGAUCUUGUUACGGCUGCAGAUCAGGAGCCGGGGAUCUGUCUGAUCACAUGAGAGAGACACCGGGAUCCAUGACAGAUUCAUCCUGAGAUCAUAUCGUUGAGAUGAGGUAAAAGCCACUCUACACCACGGCUACGCUUCAUUAAAAUGACACGAACCGACCCGCCUGACCUACUCGUUUCUACGGUUUACCCAGACGUCAAGGUGAGACUGAACGUUGAUUCCCGAAGCCCCUGCUCUUUUGCACAAUGUGACAGAUUCAUGUCCAGCCACAGGGAAGUUCACCAGCCACCGUUCAACAAGCGGCACUGCCGCAGCUUUGACUUCCUCGAAUCUUUAGACGACCAGUUGCCUAACCCACCAGUCAUGGAAACUUACCAACGAGGAGCUCACAGGCGUGCCGGAACGCCAGAACCAUCUAACCAGCCUGUGGGUAGGAGAUCCACAGCCAGGGCCGACACACAAUAUACUUCCCAAGGGAUGGACACUGCCAGAGAUCCGGCCAAAGAACCAAGAAGGAGGCCGAGGUCGAAGAGCGCUCCUCGGGUUAAAACCACCUUCACAUCAGUUCCAAUACAGAUGUCUUCUUCUCAGUCCCCUCCGCCGACUGCCAGAAGGGGCAGAGAAGUUGCCAGAGCUUCAAGAGAACCUCAGAAAUCGGUGUCCUCUCCCAAAAGGGAGGUGACUUAUGCACCUACAAAAGUACUAAUGAGUGAGGUGCACCCCAUAAAAUUACAACCACAGCGCAACAGUGCCAGUCGCAUCUCACCCCUGUGUGUCAGCAACAACUGCAUGGAGGAGCCUCACGUUGGGAAACCAAACUCUAGCCCUCACGUGCGGUGCCGGGUGGACAUAAAGCCUGAUGAUGCAGUCCUUCAGCAUGCUGCUCACACUUCUGCCCCCUGCCAGGCUUGGGGGGAGGCACAGCACUGUACAAGGCAACCGGGCACCCCCAGGAGCCUAGCUGUGCCAAAUGCAAGACUGAUGUCUGUGUCGCGUACCCCCACACCAAGUGAUUCCUACAGUGUUGACCCUAGAAUGACCCACUUUGCUUGCACUCCAGGGGGAGAGAUGUAUAUACCGGAUGUGCGAGGUAUUCCUUACCAAAGUGUUGCUUCACCAAGAGAUUUCACACAAUACACCAACCGGGACUGUGGACAGUAUGUCAGCCCCACGAUCCCUACCGCAUUCUUCUAUACUGACGAAGACUCCAACUUCAGCCAAACCAUUCCUGUCAAAAACAGGGGAUAUUAUCCCCGUCCAUAUCCUGACCCUGGGGUUUCUGCGCACUCAUAUUAUGCAGAUGAGAACCCUACUUUGCCUCCAAGGACUUUUUACUUUGAGGACCCUAGACCGUAUCCUAUUCAGGAAGCCCCAAUAAGGACGUUUUAUGGCGAGGAUCCCCGGUUUUACCCUCCUCGUAGUGCCCCCACCAAAAGCCUUUAUGGGGAAGACCCGAGAUCUUAUCCAGUUCAAAGUACUUCAUCAAAACUCUACUUUACGGAGGAUAUAGCAAAGUAUUCUGAAAGGGAAGCACUGUCCAGGACAUACCCAUAUCCAAGGAGCACACAGCCCCUGCAAUUCAGUGAGUGGUAUUUUCCGGACCAGAGCCCAAUAUCUUACCAACCCAUUCAGAUGCCUCAGUUUCCCACGCACACGGCUGGAAGGGAGGCAAUGCUUUCCUCUUGGCACGCUUCUUACAGCAUGAACCAGCAAAGACUUGGGACUGAUUCCAGAAACUACUCCCGUUCAUGGGACAAUAUUUUAAACACCGGUGGGCGGAAAGAGGACCCAUUGUCGCGAGGCCGUAGCUAUGAGAAUUUGUUGUGCCGUGAGCGACGUGCCUUAUCUCCAGACGAUAGACGCCAGCCUGUGGUUGUUAAUCUGUCUUGUUCUCCAAAGCGUUAUGCCGCCCUCUCCCUCUCAGAGAAUUCCAUCAUGGAGAAGAUGCAUACAGAUGGGGGCGGCGGAAGGUACACAACAGGCCGCUCGUGGUUCGUUACCCCGGAGAUUACCAUCACCGAUAAUGACUUAAGAGCCAAUGGAGUGGGAAGAAGUGAUCGACGAUCAGCCAGCUGGGAUGUGAUAGAUUCUGGAGUUUCACCACCAGCUUACCCAGCACAUGUCCCCUACCCUACCAAAGAUAAAAUGCCAAGCAGGUCCUCUCGGCACCGCAGCCUAGAACAGCUUGAUGAACUAAUUGCUGAUCUGGUGAUAGAUUAUAAACCACCAUCCAGUCGCCGCCCCAGUGAGGCAGAUGCCCUGGCUGAUCAGUUGAGGAAGUUAAUUAAGGAGGACAUGAUAGGAAUUCCACGGAAAUCAGAGAACUAUGAGCAGAUAACUCAUCUCUUGCAGAACCGACCCCUCAAGGAACAGCCAACUCCCACCUUCCCUGACUCCCAAAGGGGUCAGAGGAGAGAGACUUUUCCAGAGGUGCCAGUGAUCAGUCCCCAUAAGCCCUUAGAGGACUGUUCUCCAGAUCUCAGUGCUGAUGAAGAUGACCUACUGACCUGUUCCAAUGCCAAGUGUAGACGCACAGAGACAAUGUUCAAUGCCUGCCUCUACUUCAAGUCCUGCCAUAGCUGUUACACCUACUACUGUUCCCGCAAUUGCAGACGUGAGGACUGGGACAUACACAAGGAGAGCUGUAUCUACGGCCGCAUGGGCAGUGUCUGUCGCCACGUGCUAAAAUUUUGCAGAGAGAACACUGAGGUACAUAAAGCCUUCUCCCGAAUCGCCAAGGUGGGCUAUCUCUCUCGUGGGAGAGGGGUGCUCUUCCUGGGUUUUCCCAACCCGGGUUCAGCAGAUAAUUUUUUGCAGCUAGGUCUGGAAGGCCUGCUCAUGUCUCCCACCUACCUGUCUCUGAGGGAACUCGAAAGUUACUCAGACAACCUUGGAGAACACGCCAAGGAACUGCAAAUAGCUGGCAACCAGUUCGACCCUGAAGAAUGUUUUCUGUUGAAUGUAACUGUGGCGGUGGGACAAAGCGGCCCUGACCGACUCUCCACUAGGGCCCACCACGUUCCCACCGUCCGCAAGUAUGCCAAAAUAGCCUUAGCCUCUUCCAGCCCGGAGAGGAAGAUCACAAAAAAGGAAAAGGACAUGGAGACCCUAAUACUGACCCCACCACCAGGCACAGCUGACCUAGAUAAGGAGGGAGAGGAGGGGAGGAAGGCAAGGGAGGUUUGCUUUAUACAUAUCCAGAGGGAACUUAGGAUCAGGGGGGUCUUCCUUCGCCAUGAGUACCCCAAGAUCUACCAGCAGCUGUGCGAGUUCGUAGAGAACAAUAAGAGGUUCACACCUACCACUAUCUACCCCAUAGAUCGGAGGACUGGCAAGCAGUUUAUGUGCAUGAUUAUGGCAGCUUCAGAGCCCAGAACUCUUGAUUGGGUCGCCAGUCCCAACCUCUUGGAUGACAUCAUGUGACACAAACGCAACCCAGGCGAAUCCCAACCCUUAUGACUCUUUGUUUUGUAGUUUAUGUAUUCUUUUGUAUCUGCCGUCAUACUAUGAUAGAGAUUUUUGGACGGGAGGUGGAUCAGAGCAAUGUCUGUGCUGCAGUAAUUGGUUAAUUAGUGCAUGUGGAGGGGAGAUUUGACCCAAGAGUUUACAGAAGGCAUGCAAUAUGAUAAACAUAUCAAUCAGUGGCACUGAGAACAAGCGACAUCUCUUGUGUACCAAAGGCCGCGAUUCUGAGAACUGGUGGCUUUUUAUAUAGGAUUACUAAAUAGUUUAUUUUAUAGUAAGAUGAUAGCGUAGAUUGCUAUUUAAUAUAUUAUAUAUUGGCUGUUUCCACCCUGAUGCCUGGUGCUGAUUAGAUAAUCGUGAAUUACUUUUUAUGAAUUAUCAAGCGGAAUUGCGGGUUUGGGUAAAUGAAAGUUCUAGAUAUGAUCAUUUUAGAGGAGAUUAACGUUUAUUUGUCCUGGAGACACUGAACUGUGCUAAUAUAAUGCCUUAGUUAUAGAUUCCUCCGGCAGUGAUGUCUCAAAGGGGGAUAUUUACUAAAGUGUGAGUUUUUUAGAAGUUGAGAGUUGCCCAUAGCAACAGAUUCUAGCUAUUAUCUUCUAGAAGGUGCUAGAUGAAUGAAAAGUAGAAUCUGAUUGGUUGAUAUGGCCAACAUCCCCACUUCUAAAAAAAUUCACACUGUAGUAAAUUCACCCUAUAGAGUCUCAUUAGCAGCCAAGAGUUGGUUAACUACAGUCCACAGAUGAGCCACGUGGUGAUCAGACACACUACAGUUGUACGGUUGGUUCAGCUUAAACCUGUAUUGAAUGAAUUACUGAGGGGGAGACUUAUCAAACCUUUUAAAGAGUAAAAGUAGAUGUGUUGGCCAUAGCAACCAAUCAGAUUCUAGCUAUUAUUUAUCUAGUAUUCCAUAAAAUUACAGCUAGAAUCUGAUUCGUUGCUAUGAGUAACCGCUCCACUUUUCCUUUUUAGACGUGUUGAUAAAUCUCCCCCCGUCUCACAGUUUGCUCUACAUUAUCAUUUGUUUUGGCAGGAUUCUCUUUUAGACAAUAUUAGUUUAUCUACAAACAACGUAAACUGCACCUGUAACCUGUACACAGUGGAGGCAGCCAUUUUGUGGGCCGAACCAAAAUUUCUGAUAAUGCAACCUGACAUACUAACAAAGGGGGGGGGAGCAGGUCCUGGUUACCAGGGCCCAGACUGGUUGGAGGGGCCCGGGUCAGCUGUGCCUAUAGUAUUAGUUUUGAAAGGGAUAUGGCUUAACCUCCAGUAUUUGCCCCCCCCCCCCCCCUUCUUUCCUGAUACCCUGGCCCUGUUGAGCUCUAAAUGGCCUUGGAAUUUGUGCCUCACAAAUAUAAGUCAGGCCUCAGGAACAUUGCUCAUGAAGUGCAGCGGGGUCUCUGGGCCAGUGACGCAGGGUGUUCAGCUGCUAGGGGCUUGAUCCCAUGUAUGCUCAGGAGAGGUUCCCACUUUUCCUUCUGAGAGAAGUGCUGGGAUGUGGGAGCCUUUAGCUGCAUGAACAAGCCGUCCCAGAAAUGUUACCCAUCCAUGCAGUGUUCAGCCUCUGAUUCUGGGUCCUAGUGAAUUCACAAGGUGCCUGAUUCUGAUUUAGAGCAAGUAACCAUGCAUCUGGGAAAAACCAUGUGCACUGCAGGUGGGGCAGAUGUAACGUGCAGAGAAAGUUAGAUUUGGGUGGGGUAUGUCCUAACUGAAAUCUAAAUUGCAGUGCAAAAAUAAAGCUGUCUAACAUGUGUGGGCUACAUGCAAAAGCAGCCAGUAUUUACCCUGCACAGAACUAAAUAUAAACAUACCUGCCGACAUUCUGGCUGGGGGCAGCCAGGUCGGCACAACAGGGGGGGUGUCAUUGGCAUUGCAGCCCCGCCCCUAGCUAUACAAUGGCCAGAUUACCAGCAUUGUAAAAUGGGGGGCGGGGCUAUGAUGACACAAUUCAGUGCCAAUUACAUCAUCACCACACCCACUUUUGCUAAGCAAGUUGGCGAGGGGGGGGGGGGGGGGGCGG